Molecule: messenger RNA, 2266 nt
Organism: Misgurnus anguillicaudatus (oriental weatherfish)
Lineage: Eukaryota; Metazoa; Chordata; Actinopteri; Cypriniformes; Cobitidae
Source: RefSeq, a predicted model, not a curated record
CAGCAGGCGGAGCUUACCCGCACCAAGCCCAUGUCUUUGUGGAAGGCGGUCACUGUUCAGGCCUGGUUGGAAGUUGUCAUGGCAAUGCCCAUGUACAUUCGUGCCUGCUCAGAAAAUGUCAAGAGUGGGAAGGUGUUACUGGGCCUGACUGAUGAUGAUCUGGAGCUGGGUUUGGGCGUCAAUAGCCCCAUGCAUCGCAGAAAGCUCCGCCUUGCUAUCGAGGACUACAGGGAGGCAGAAAAUGGACGAGGGUUAGAAGUCACAUGCACACACGCAGUUGCCAGCAAGAGAAUAAAGCUUUCCAAAGCUGCUGAUAUGGAUCAUCACUGGGUGUCUAAGUCUUGGCUGAGUGACAUUGGGCUUCCUCAGUACUCACAGGUCUUUCACAACCAACUAGUAGAUGGCAGAGUACUGAACUCUCUCACGCGACGAGAUCUAGAGACGAUCUUCAACAUAACAAACAAGUUUCACGUAACCAGCGUUCUGUGUGCCAUUCAGCUUCUGCAAAUGCUUAACUUUGACAAAGAGACGAUUCAGACCCGUCGAUCUCAGUGUGAAAACCGAGAUUUGGACCCGGUGGUCUGGACCAGUCACCGUGUCAUUAAAUGGAUCAGAGAUAUCGAUCUUAAGUUUAGCUUUUUUAUGCAGGAAUAUGCAGACAGUCUUCAAAACAGUGGCAUCCACGGUGCUGUGAUGGUUCUCGAUCCGACCUUCAGUGCAGACAGCAUGGCCAAGGCUCUGGACAUCCCAAACAAUAAACACAUGAUCCAUCGUCAUUUAUAUGAGGAAAUGAAAGUGCUACUCAAUCCAGCCAGAACGAAUCAAGCCCAGGACUACAGGAAAGAGGGAACUCCUACACAUUCGCCGGUCUCAAACUGUCGCAAAACAGAAGAAGGGUUUUCUCCAAGACAGAAAACUGGCAAGAGUCCUUUGAGAUUCAAUCCAAUGGUCGGCAGUGGGCGGGACUUGAGUUUUCAAGGCUGUGCGUCACCUCCAAGAGAGGAUCGAAUUAAGAUCUUGCAAAGGACCAAGGGCAGUCCUAUGCAUGGUUACUCAAGCAUAGAAAUAACCAAUGUCUGAUGGCAACUGAUGUCUAUAAAGAAUGACCUUCCGUAAUCUUUACAUGGACCAAUUAUUUGUAAAAGUGAUUUGAAAAAUGAUUAUUUGCACUUUAGAGAAUUUGUUUUGGCAACGAAGUGGGCACUUAAAGUCUCGUAGAUGUCCUGUGUUUAAUAUUUUGUGUAUGAUAUUUUGUUACUAAUAUGAUACUUGGACGAACUAGUCCUGAUUCUUGUAUAUUUAGCACAGAGGAUACAGUCAGGACUGCAGCUAAAAUCAAUAGCACAUCGGAUGUCUAUUCCAUCCAUCAAGGUCAUAAUAACACACUGGAAUGGGAAAACAGUGCAGUGAAUAUAUUGUGAAACUGCCUCGGCAAAGUCUUUUGUUUGUUUUAGGACAUCUGUUGACAUUUGCUAAGAUAUGUUCUCAUAGUUACAUUUGCAUAUUAAAGCAACAGACACUUUAUUUGCAAUAAUGUGGGUAAUAUAUAGUCUAAAAGCGAUGAUUUCAUUUUCCUACAUAAUAAAGAAUUUAAGGGUUUGUUUGAUUUUCAUGGUCUGUCUUAUACCAUGCAUGCAGUUUAAUUUGUUUAGUGGGAUAUAUAUAUAUUCAUUGUAUAGUGACUAUCAAUGUAAAUGUACAAAAAGUAAAGAAAUGAUGAAGGAUGAAUUGAUUGGGAAACCUUUAAUGAGGAAUGAUAUGAAUGUAAGGAAAGUACAAUGCAGUGCACACGUUGCAGUUGUGUUUUCCAAGUAAUCCUAAAGGAGCCACAGGGCAAUGAGAGGAAAACAAGUUUUGCAGCUCGCCGUGCAACAGGAUUUGACUUUGACAUAAACAGCCUCUGUCAUAUGGGUAUAUACAUGUUAAAUAACCUUAUGUCAUUCACAAAUUCAAUCAAUCAUUAUUUUCAAGCUUAUCAGCUCUUGUUAAAAUCAUUUUUAAUUGCAAAUGCCAACUCUGAACUAUUUCUUUGAAAUGAAGUUAGAAAUUCUGACUCGUGUUGCACUGCAUACCAGCACUGUGAAAUGCAGAGGACACAGCUGAGUUGCAUGUGUGUUUUUAAGGAGGGUUUUGCAAUCGCUCAUUUUGAUAUUAUCGUAUGUUGUGGCAUUAGUGAAAAUGUACUUUUGAGAAAACGUCUGUAUAUAUAAACCUCAUAUGUCAUUGACACAAUAAUCUGUAUAGCAAAUUAAAAUAUCUUCAUAUA